GGGCGGGGCGGCGAGGCGCUGCGCUGGCGCGCGCUCCCGUGCUCCCAGCCUCUCCCCGCGGGCCGGGCGGGCGGCGGCGGCGCCAUGGGCUGCUUCUUCUCCCGCCGUAGGAAGCCGGCCCAGGGCGGCCAGCAGCAGCAGGCGGCGGCGGCGGCCGGGCAGGACUCGGCGGCCGGCGAGGAGAAGGCGCCGCAGUACAGCUGGGACCAGCGACCCAAGAUUGACCCCAAAGAUUACACUUUUUCCGGACUUAAAGAUGAAACUGUGGGUCGACUGCCUGGAAGAGUAGCAGGGCAACAAUUUGUCAUUCAGGACUGUGAGAACUGUAGUAUCUACAUAUUUGACCAUUCUGCUACAAUCACUAUUGAUGACUGUGUAAACUGCCGAAUCUUUUUAGGACCAGUAAAAGGCAGUGUGUUUUUCCGUGACUGCAAAGACUGUAAAUGCAUAGUGGCCUGCCAACAGUUUCGCACUCGGGACUGCAGAAAGCUGGAGGUAUUCUUGUGCUGUGCCACCCAGCCUAUUAUAGAGUCCUCCACAAGUAUGAAAUUCGGAUGUUUCCAGUACUAUUAUCCUGAGCUUGCUUUACAAUUUAAAGAUGCUGGACUGAGUAUCUUCAAUAACACAUGGAGCAACAUCCAUGACUUUACCCCUGUGUCAGGAGAAAAUAAUUGGGGCCUUUUGCCUGAGAAUGCUGUAGUCCAAGAUCAUGUUCCUUUGCCCGCUUCUGAGGAGCUGAGAGCUGUCAGAAUUUCUACUGAUGCUAUGAGGAGCAUAGUACCAGUAACUCGAGGGCGGAGACAGAAAAGCAGUGAUGAAUCGUGUUUGGCUGUGUUUUUUGCUGGUGACUACACAACUGCAAAUGCCAGGAAGUUAAUUGAUGAGAUGACUGGUAAAGGCUUUCAGCUGGUACAGACUAAAGAAGUCUUAAUGAAGGCAGAGGAUGCUCACAGAGUUUUCCAGCAGCGUGCAUCAGAAUUCAUUCCACUGCUUGAAAAAGGUCCAGUGGUUGCUUUGGAGUUCAGUGGAGAUGGUGCUGUGGAAGGAUGUCAAAGCACUGUAAAUGAUGUUUUUAGCGGGACCAAGGUUUUUGUAUCGGAGAGCAAGGCAUCAGCAUCUCAAGAUGUAGACAAUUUCUACAACUUCGCUGACAUGCAGAUGGGAAUGUGAAGUUUAAUAUGAAGGUGUUCACACACAGUUUAUCUUGGCGCUUGGAUGACACUUGGCUUGAAUAUGGCUGUAGUAUGUGAGAAGUUUUGUCAUUUGGUUUUGUAUUCCUCAUAUAUCCCUUUUGUAAAGCUAUUGGUGGUUUUAAUACCAUAUUACCUGAACUGGGGUAAAUGGCAUAGAUCCCCACAUACGUUGUGUUUAAAACUUGUAUUUCAAUUCCAGAAACAAUGGAGGUUUUCUACUAACUUUUUCCAGUGAUUUCUAUACUUCUGUUGAUACUUGAAUGUUUCUUGUCGACAUCUCAUGGUAAUACAUAUUUGAAAAGUGCAAUGCUGAUUCAAAUUUGCUGCAGUAGCAAUUGUUAUCUUUAACUCAGACACAUUGUUUAGAAAGUGCAUUUAUGCGAAACUUGCUGUUCAAAACUUUCCCACAUGCAAAUAUGUCUUCAUUGGGGGCCAGAGAGGAAGCUGUAGUCGUUGACUUUUUCUGAAAGUGAUGCCAAAACAGCACAGAGUAACUGCUCAGAGACUAAUUUUGUCUUUAAGCAGCAAAGGCAUUUUUGUGCAACGCUGGGGAGCUAGCCGAUUUGCAUGGGACAACUAGCUCCCAAGUUUUCAGUGAAGUGUUAGGUAUUUUAUACAGUUUUCAUGAGAGGUUACACAACGUCUUUACAUAUGUACUCAUUUGAUUUUGACACCUAAUCAUUCCAUUCACAAUAGGUGGGAUCUAAGUGGAGUAGACCUUUCAAUUUUCUUUGUUCAACAAUUUCCUGACUCGAUGGUCUCCUUAUCUCCUUCAGGUGCCCACCUUAUCUUUUCUAAUUAUUCAGAGUACAUUCUCAACACAAACAGAGCAUCAUCCAGAGAACUGUACCAAACUCAUCCUAACUAAUCUUUUUCUUUUAAGACCUUGUUCUGUUUCAAAAGCCUAGUCUGAAAUGAAUUCUUAUAGCAUGCUUUCAGCAAUAAUGCAUGACUUCUAAAAUGCACAUCUGGCUUAUUCUGCUUCAGCAUCUUUUUGAACAGAGUUGUUUGCAGCAGCAAGCAUAACUGCUGUUAUGCUAAUUGUAACACCAUUCUGGUAAGUGAGUACUCGCCAGGCUCUUCUGCUUUGAGGUGAAUUCUGAGCAUGAGUGCUCUGCUGAAGAUGCUUUAAGGUUCUUUCAGGGUCUGCGGUGAUGCAGCUGUCUCUGGUAUUCCCAAGUCAUGGAUGGGAUAUACAUUAAGUUCCCUUGGAUUUGGAGCAAUAGGUCUCUGGCACCUUUGUUGUUUGCUAGAAGGGCUGUACAGCAACCAGGCAGGAGUCAGAGAAGGUCUCUGAUGGCAUGGAAAAACCCUGUUCUUUACUAGACCCCAGGAGAAGGGUUUUACACUCAGUAGUAGUAGUGAAAAUUAAUCUGUAAAGUACUAUACUGCUAUAGGGUUUAUUUUGGAUUAAUUCUAAAAACAGACUGAAGAAGUGCUACUAGCAUUUUGGGAGAUGCAUUUGAAUAGUGAUCAGUAAGGAUGCUUAUUGCUAUAUAGUGCAUGGUAAAAUGCGAAUAUAUAUGGAUGGAUAUUAAAUACAUUAUUGAUUUAUUUUUGCAUAUUGCAUACUUAAUGAUUUUUCUACGUGAACUUAAACUUAUGUCCAGGUUUACAAGCCCUCUGUAAUACUUGAACAGGCUGUGCAUGCAGACACAGAAAACCAAAUUUCUUAAUUAAAAUAGUGGCAUGCCAGUUUAGCAUUUACAAUCCAUUGAAUGUACUGGGGCUGUGUUGAGGGGCUAAAGCAGUAAUUUCCCCAUUAUGGUCAUCUGUCAAAAGGGAAGAUUUUGUGCACCUUAACUGAAAAUGAGUCAUCAGUUUCAUAGCUCUGGAGCUCCCAAAGUGGGUGGCUAAAAACACAUCUUUUCCUAAUUUUUUAGAAUUAGCACAUGAAAGAAUCAGUUCUCCUGAAAUUCAGAAUUCUGUCAUGCCCAAAAGAUAUUCUGAGCUGUCAUUUUGUUGCUACUAGGCAAAUGCUUGCCCUUAGUUUAAACUAUGUAUCAAGAAUACGUCCUUAGGACCUCUUGUUAAGGUUAUGCAUAGAUAAAAUAAGAAAAAUAUCUCCUGAAGUUACUCAGCCACUGGUGUAUAGAAAGUAAGAAAAAUGUCACUUCUGUGAAAUGUUUUUAUUUGACAAAGUGAAAUGAAAUCAAACUGCCACCAGAAUCUGACUGGUAGUGGAAAUUGCCACUUAUCUGCACUUAGCCAGCCAGCAUUUUUUUUUUUUAUAUAUGUGUGAGGAGAGGCUAUGAAACCUUAGAUCAGUCUCCAAAGUACUAGUGCAACUCGUCAAUGAAAUUAUUCCAAACACAUAGAGUAAAUGUACUGUCCAUACCACAAAAAUACAUUAAAAUUUUGUAAUGUACUUCAGAACUGUCAUUGUGUAAUUUAUCUAAGCAGUGCAUAUAUUGGACCAUCUUGGUCUCUAAACUUCUAUAUAUUUCCAAACUUAUGUGCUGACAUAUGAUUAUAUGUAUGUUUAAUAGUUUAUUUUUCGCAUGACCAACCUGCUCUGGAAACAAAGUGCUAAAUUGAUUUUUUUGUGACUAGUUUUACUGGAGGACAGGAUGAUUAAUUGAAAAUUAAUGUAGUCUUGAAACAGUGGAAGAACUUUUCUACAUGCUAGGGGAAAGAGCAGUGUGUUGCUUUUUUUUUAAAUGUUAGUAAGCAGGCUAUCAAUGAAGAGUUUUUUACUUAAAAAAAACCCUAAAUAAUGAAGGAGUUUCUCAGUCUGGUUAUUUAUCUUUUGACAUCCAUUUCUUGCUAACAGGUGUUAAGAACACUUCCAGCCUAAGCAUCAGGUACUGUAUGCAUUACAGAAUGGUACGUGCUUCAUGUAGUCUUUGUACGUUUGUUGUAUAGCUUUUUAUGUAAUUUGUAUUGCACUGUGAAUGUGAUUCAUAAUAAACAUUGAAAAUCUA
This is a messenger RNA of Falco peregrinus (peregrine falcon), 4117 nucleotides long. It is a transcript of the gene RP2, whose product is annotated as RP2 activator of ARL3 GTPase. Bases 85 to 1170 code for a protein of 361 amino acids. Gene Ontology annotation, biological process: post-Golgi vesicle-mediated transport. Gene Ontology annotation, cellular component: periciliary membrane compartment; cilium. NCBI's taxonomy places the organism in Eukaryota, Metazoa, Chordata, Aves, Falconiformes, Falconidae. The record is from RefSeq and is a predicted model, not a curated record. The transcript is spliced from 5 exons. Gene Ontology annotation, molecular function: GTPase activator activity.